Molecule: messenger RNA, 327 nt
Organism: Nomascus leucogenys (northern white-cheeked gibbon)
Lineage: Eukaryota; Metazoa; Chordata; Mammalia; Primates; Hylobatidae
Product: long intergenic non-protein coding RNA 2801
Source: RefSeq, a predicted model, not a curated record
AUGGCCACCCCACAGGACAUAAGGGCCCAGCACAGAGCUUGGACGUGUGACCUGCUCCACCCAUAUUCGUUGGGUGAAAGGUGCCUAUGAGAUGGCGUGGCAGAGAACGAAAAUGAGCUGGAGUGGAAGAAACCAGAGCGAGAGAAGCCAACUUGCCAGAGUCCAUUGCCUGGCCAAAGAGCAGAAAAAGGAAGACAAAUGCUUGGAAGGAAAGAGGGAAAGACAAAAAGCUGGACUGAGGAGCUCCACUUUCACUUUUUGUUGUUUUUGUCUUUAAGAAAAGCAACAAGGGGGCCAGGCACAGUGGCUCACGCCUGUAAUCCCAGC